AAUUCGUAGAACCAUACAUUAAUUCCCUCACCCCCAAGAUUUUUCUUUCGUACAAGAAACAACCACCAGACUGCGAUCUCCAUUAUUUGAGUACUACUACUUUGCAUAAAGGGUUCAACAAUUCGUGCGUGCACAGUGCCAAAUCGUGAUCACAUGAACUUAAUCUUAAUCUGUUAGCUAGCUUCAAAUGCGUUAUUGGGUCUCACAAAAAGGAGCUAGCUAGGAAGUGAAUACUACUAUUAUUUACCUGCCACACACACAGAAACAACAUAGAUCUAGAAGCAAAGGCAAAGAAGGAUUUCAAGCUCAAUUGUUUAGCUUAAUUAAUUUCCUUCAAGCAAAUGAUGAUUCAGAAGAUGUUUGACUCCACCCGUUCUGGUAUGACAAGAAGCUCCUCCCAUGUAGCCUCCAUUAAUGACAAUGAUUUCCUUGAGCUGGUGUGGGAAAAUGGUGAGAUUGUUGUACGAGGAGGUUCAUCAUCAAACAGAUCACGAAAGACAAACGAGGAAAGAAUACAUGAAGAUGCCAGCAUUAACAAAAGAACUAGGUUAAACCCAUUAUACUCACUUGAAGAUCACUUUCUACCACAAAGGGACUCUGACAUGAGCUCUUCACACCAAAGCAAUAAUGGCCAAGAUUCGUGUCAAUCCUCCGAAAGCAAGAAUUCCUGCAAGCUUCAUGAAGAAUUUGCAAACUUACUUAAGCCCGUUACCACAGGCAAUAGUCACUUACAACAGUGCUUACCUUCAUCUCCGCUCAAGAAACAAAGAACAGAUUCAACCCAAACACCAAGACCAGCAAAAGUGAACUUCUCCAACUUUUCAAUACCUGCAGUGUUUCUCAAAUCUACUACUACUACUACUACUAAUAAUUAUCAGGGAAACAGUGCAACUCAACAGACAAAAAAUCAUUCAUCUCCAGCAAGAGUGGAGGAGAUUGAAGCGCUCAAGGUUGACAAAUCAGCGAAAGAAACACAGUGUUUUCAGAAGCAAACAUCAUUAACUGUUGAAAGAAGCACAAAAUUACCAACCCCAGCGGUUGAUGAACACUCUGAAGCUGCUGGUCAUAACUGUGGUGUUCUUGGAAUUCACAGAUCCCAAGGUCAAACCUCAACCUCAGAAGCACUUAGAGCCAAAGCAAAAGCUUAUAAUAAUAAUAAUAUUAACAUGUGUCAUGAACCGUUGCUAGCAUCUUCUUCUGUGUGCUCUCUUGGAGCCUCCAACGACCCAAACCUUGGUUUCAGGAAACAUGAGGACACUGAUGACUCAACGUAUUUAAGUGAUAAUGAUGGAGAGCCUGAAGAUAUGGUAAAGCAAGAUAGGGAGGGUAACAGAGUCAAGAGAAGCAGGAACCCUGAGGUUCAUAACUUAUCUGAGAAGAAGCGAAGAGAAAAAAUCAACAAGAAGAUGCGUACAUUGAAAGACCUCAUUCCCAACUGUAAUAAGGUGGACAAAGCAUCAAUGCUAGACGAUGCCAUCGACUAUCUGAAGACCCUAAAGCUUCAGUUACAGGCAAAUUUUCAGAUAAUGUCAAUGGGAAGUGGGUUAUGGCCACUCAUGAUGGGAUUCAGGCCACCACAGCUACCUAUUCCACCACUUUCUGCUAUCACAGACAGCAGACUUAUUCAGAUGUUUGGUUCCCCAAACCAAAUACCACCCAUGCCAAUGCCUCAUGCACCUUUCUUCCCUAUCAUUGGAAAUUCUGCCACACAAUCACACUUGGCUAAUAACACCACCACCACAGCUGCAGCUACCACCAACUUGGCAGAACAUUUAGCUAAUUCUCUACAUGGAAAUGCAACAAAGCUAGCGCCACCAAGUCAGAUUUCCUUUCAACACCACCACACCUCUACUAGUACUCCUACACUAGCUACCCCUUUCAUUUUUCCACAAAAAUAGAUAAAAAUGUAUAUGAAGGGAAAACUAUUCAUGUAACAAAAUUAGAUUAGAGAUGUUAAUUAAAGACGAGUGUAAAGUUGGUUUACCCUUUCCAUAAAGAUGGCAUAUAUUUUCUGAUAAUAGAAUAUAUCAGCUUUAGAAUCUGACA
Messenger RNA from Glycine soja, 2046 nucleotides. RefSeq names its product transcription factor PIF3-like. The record is from RefSeq and is a predicted model, not a curated record. The transcript is spliced from 6 exons. NCBI's taxonomy places the organism in Eukaryota, Viridiplantae, Streptophyta, Magnoliopsida, Fabales, Fabaceae. Bases 342 to 1898 code for a protein of 518 amino acids. Gene Ontology annotation, molecular function: DNA-binding transcription factor activity; protein dimerization activity. Gene Ontology annotation, biological process: regulation of DNA-templated transcription.